AUGGCGACCCAUCGCGCCGACGAGCGCAAAUUCCUCGAUGAGCGCGGCUCCUCGGCCUCGCUGGCGCCCAAUGGCCUCAACCCGGCGACGAUCAUGGAGAAAGCCGUCCGCGAGCGCAUCAUUGAUAGCUACUUCUGGAAGGAGCAGUGCUUCGGUGUCAACGAGGCGGACAUUGUCGAUCGCGUGCUCGAGCAUGUCAACUUCAUCGGCGGCACCUACGGAUCCUCCCAGAAGCCCACGCCAUUCCUGUGCCUGGCCUUCAAGCUGCUACAGCUUGGACCCGGGGAUGAUAUAAUCGAGGAGUAUCUCCAGUUCGGCGGGGAGAAGUUCAAGUACCUUCGUGCCCUGGCGGCCUUCUACGUGCGGCUCACGAGGAAGGCCGAAGUGGUGUACAAGACGCUCGAGCCGUUCCUCGAGGACAGGCGGAAACUGAGGAGGAAAGGGCGCGCGGGGACAUCGCUGACGUAUGUCGAUCAGUUUGUGGACGACUUGCUGGUGAAGGAUCGCGUGUGUGCGACGAGCCUGUGGCAGAUGCCGAAGCGUGAAGUCUUGGAGGAUCUCGACAUCCUCGAACCCAGAGUGAGCCCGCUCGGGGACAUUGAGGAACUGCUCGAGGAAAUGGAUGCGGAGAACGAAAAACAAACCAACGGCAACGACCACGGAAGUGAAGAGGGGGCAUACAGUGACAGUGAUGAUGGACGAAGAGGCAGUCGUAGUCCUCGCAGCAGAAGUCGGUCGUACGACAGCAGGUCUCGGAGUCGAUCUCGAUCAUAUUCAGCCUCGGAAGGGUCAUACAGGAGAAGCCGCAGCCGCACCCGUUCGCGAAGUGCGGGACCAGAGGAUAUGGACGUGGACAGGCGGUAG
Messenger RNA from Microdochium trichocladiopsis, 864 nucleotides. RefSeq names its product PRP38 family-domain-containing protein. Gene Ontology annotation, cellular component: precatalytic spliceosome. The record is from RefSeq and is a predicted model, not a curated record. NCBI's taxonomy places the organism in Eukaryota, Fungi, Ascomycota, Sordariomycetes, Xylariales, Microdochiaceae. The coding region runs from base 1 to 864 and encodes 287 amino acids. The transcript has a single exon.